Cornus florida is the source of this 795-nucleotide messenger RNA. RefSeq names its product DEAD-box ATP-dependent RNA helicase 38-like. The record is from RefSeq and is a predicted model, not a curated record. The transcript is spliced from 4 exons. The coding region runs from base 16 to 438 and encodes 140 amino acids. NCBI's taxonomy places the organism in Eukaryota, Viridiplantae, Streptophyta, Magnoliopsida, Cornales, Cornaceae. Gene Ontology annotation, molecular function: RNA binding; RNA helicase activity. Gene Ontology annotation, biological process: poly(A)+ mRNA export from nucleus. Gene Ontology annotation, cellular component: nucleus; cytoplasmic stress granule.
AGAAAUAGUGCGAGCAUGUUGCAUCAAGCACUUGUGGAACAUCGCUAUGAGGUGACUACCAUUCAAGGUGCUCUUAUGCAAGAUGACAGGGACAAGAUAAUCAAGGAAUUUAAAAAUGGAUUGAUUCAAGUUCUUAUUUCAACUGACCUCCUCGCCCGGGGUUUUGAUCAAGCAGAGGUUAAUCUGGUUGUCAAUUAUGAUCUUCCUGUGAAUUACGAAACUCCAUCGGAGCCUGACUAUGAGGUAUACUUGCAUCGGAUUGGCAGGGCUGGACGUUUCGGCCGCAAGGCAGCCGUAUUCAACUUGUUGUGCUUUGAUAGAGAUAUUAUGCUAAUGGAGAAGAUAGAGAAGCACUUUAACACCCAAGUGGACGAGGUCCGGUCCUGGAACAGCGAGGAGGAUUUUGAGGCUGCCUUAAAAAAAGCUGGUCUCUUUUAAAGAUUGUGUUAUUGGGAAGAUUAUUCUUCCAACCACAUGUGGUUAUUUGGUUAUCUGGUAAAUUAUCAGUCCCCAAAUCAAUCACCAGUUUUUGGAUGUUGGUUUUGGGUUUAAACAGAAUUAGUUUUUGGAUGUUGAUUUUGGGUUUAAACAGAUGAUUGAUCUUCUUCUUGUAUAUUGUGUGUUAUUGGGAAGAUUAUUCUUCCAACCACGUGGUUAUUCGGUUAUAUGGUAAAUUAUCAGUCCCCAAAUCAAUCACCAGUUUUUGGAUGUUGAUUUUGGGUUUAAACAGAUGAUUGAUCUUUUUGUCGUAUAGAAAUUUGAAGUCGAUGUUAUAUAGUUUAUUUGUUGACUACA